AUGUCAUUGAUUAGAGUAUGGGGUGACAUGAUACUAAUGAUAGAUAAUUUGCAAUUCACUUUACCUCUGUUGAUAACAAUAUUGAAAGUAUCAAUUAUGUGGAGCAAAAAGGAAGCCUUAAUGCCAUUAAUUGACAUGAUUACGAAGGACUGGAUAAAAACGAAGAUAGAAGAAGAACGAAACGUUAUGCUGCAACAAGCCAGAAUCAGUCGCAUAUUCACCAUGUGCGGUGGGCUCAUGAUACUUUCAACACUAGUUAUUGGUAUCGUUCUCCCGUAUUUUGGAUUGACACUCAGGCAGGUGACGAACCUGACCGACCCUGGAAAACCUUUGUCAAUACAAUCGUACUAUAUAUACGACGUAUCCAAAAGUCCACAGUACGAAUUGACGUUUCUGAUGCAAGGGAUCGGGCAGACACUGUCGGGAUUCACUUACACUGCGGUAGACACCUUCCUUGGAUCAUUAAUUCUGCACAUUUGUGGCCAGAUGAAGAAUUUGCAGACGCGGUUAGCAAAUUUGGGGAAAAACACAAAUUACAAGGUGGCUUUGAAAUACAAUGUUAAAGAUCACAUCCGCUUGAUCAGAUCUAUCCAAAUAAUUGAUAAUACUUUUCAUUUAAUGCUGCUCGGUCUGUUCUUUUUAUUUGGUGUACUAUUUUGUCUUCAAGGAUUUCUAAUAGUUAAUGUUAUUAAUCAAGGAGGUCAUUUAUCAGUUAUGCAAUUGAUUUGGUUCCUUGCCGCUAGUGUAUGUGUUUUGUUGCACAUGUGUCUCUACUGUGUGGCAGGUGAAUUUCUCGUAACGCAAUCUGAAAAAAUGCAUCGUACCAUAUAUGAAUCUGAGUGGUACAUUGUCGAACCACAGUUAGCAAAAGACUUAAUACUAAUAAUGCUGCGUGCGAAUAAACCACUCUACGUCACAGCAGGGAAAACAUUUCCCUUGACAAUGGCCACGUUUUGUAGCUUAUUGAAAACAUCGGCAGGCUAUAUCUCUGUGUUACUUGCCAAUCGAGAUUAA
Dinoponera quadriceps is the source of this 1014-nucleotide messenger RNA. Its product is annotated as odorant receptor Or2-like. The record is from RefSeq and is a predicted model, not a curated record. Gene Ontology annotation, cellular component: plasma membrane. Lineage: Eukaryota; Metazoa; Arthropoda; Insecta; Hymenoptera; Formicidae. Bases 1 to 1014 code for a protein of 337 amino acids. The transcript has 6 exons. Gene Ontology annotation, molecular function: odorant binding; olfactory receptor activity. Gene Ontology annotation, biological process: detection of chemical stimulus involved in sensory perception of smell; sensory perception of smell.